Molecule: messenger RNA, 3206 nt
Organism: Notechis scutatus (mainland tiger snake)
Lineage: Eukaryota; Metazoa; Chordata; Lepidosauria; Squamata; Elapidae
Gene: LOXL1
Product: lysyl oxidase like 1
Biological process (GO): collagen fibril organization; peptidyl-lysine oxidation
Molecular function (GO): copper ion binding; protein-lysine 6-oxidase activity
Source: RefSeq, a predicted model, not a curated record
CUUGUGAGCUUCAACUCCAAGAAUGUCACAAGGAUAAGGGUGCUGUUUUGUUCCCUACAGCACCUGAGCGCAGGAUGGAUGGAAGCUUAACGAAAGAGAUAUGCGUGCUGGAAAUAAGGAGGAAUUUCCUGACAGUGAGAACAAUUAAUCAGUGGAAUGGCUUGUCUCCAGAAGUUAUGAACGCUCCAACACUGGAAGUUUUAAAGAAGAAAUUGGAGAACCGUUUUCCUUGGAUGGUAUAAGCACUCCUGCCUUGGCGGGGGGGGGGGGUGGAAUAGAAAACAUCCAAGGUCCCUUAGAGCCUUGUGAUGGUAUGAUUCUUUUGUGACUUUUUUUUUAAAGAGCAAGCUUUUGCCAAAAAAUUUCUGUCGACUGAAAAGCAUACAGGAAGGGCAUGCCUUUGUUCCGAGGUUCCCAACCAAGAAAAUAAAAUAAUAUUUGCGGGCUGAGAUGGAAGACGCAUGAAUGAUUCUGUGCACAUUCUCCAAGCUUAAAAAUCCUAGGGCAUGCUAUAAACCGUUUGGUUUGACUUGGAGAAGAUGUGACUGUCCCUUUUCCUUCGCCUGGUUCCAGGAAGCCCAAGAAAGCUGGAUCGAGCAGCUCUUUCUUUGCCGAUUUCGGAAAUAUGCCACCUAAUUUUUCGCUGAACUUUUCUUUUCGGGCUAGAGGGAGAGAGAGUAACGCUGGAAGGCUAACCAUUGAAAACUGGCUGGUUUUAGGACCCUGUGAACAGAUUGCUUGUAGAAGGUCCUAAAACAUCCCCGAGAGCUGGUUGCUUAUUCAUUCAGAGCACGAACAAAACCAUCCAGCAACUGAGAUCCACCAACUUCCUUUGCGAACAAGGGAAUGUAAAAAAGAAAGAAAGAAAAAAAGAAAGAAACCCAACACACAGAAGACCAAAAAAUCAAGGAAAACUUUUGAGGUUCUUCUCUCUUCUCUCUCCCCUUUGCUCCAGAGCCUCAUUCUUUGCAGGCUUUUUUCCCUCCAUAACCUCAAGAUGAAAUUUGCUGAGAACUGCUGGGACGUCUUAGCACAAGUGAGGAAUGGACAGCGUUGAGAUCGGCUUGCGGAGGGAAGCAGAGGAGGAAAGAAGCCAGUCCUUAGAACUCAGCCCCGGGGGCUGUUUCACGGAGGUGUUUUCCUACUCCGACGAACGUCCACCAAGGUCAAGCCUGUUGAUCUCGGCCUCAACAUGACAGCUCACGGCUUCUGGGACCUCUGGGUAUUGAUGGGUUCUGCUGCCUUCUUCCUGGUCCGUGGACAAUAUCCACAACAGGGCAAUGCGGACAAUGGUCACUGGAGGCAGAUGAUCCAGUGGGAGAAUAAUGGGAGGCUGUACAGUCUCCUGAACUCCGGCUCGGAGUAUGUCCCGGCCAGCCACGUAAGAGCCGAGAGCAGCGCCAGAGUGAUGUUGGCCGAUGCUGCCGCUAACCAAGGACAACGCACUGCAGGGAACACUCGAAGGCAAGCGCCAACUUUACCCAUCAGGUCAGGAUCUGAUACAGUCCGGGGACAAACCAGGCACCCCUUUGGCUUUGGGCAGGUCCCAGACAACUGGAGAGAUGGAACCACCAGAGACAGUAGCUCCAACUCCCAUCGACCUUGGUCUUCCACGCCUCGUCAACGGCAGGUGGGCGCUGCGUCCUCUUCCUCUUCGUACGUCGCGUUUGGGCAGCUCUACCCACAGGGCAGCUACCCUCAGCCCCCUUAUGCCAACCAGUAUGAGGCCUAUGACCCACAGGCGCCACGGGUGUACGAUGAGAGCCACAAUUACUACCGUACCACUGGGACGUGGGGCGGCGCUGUGGCAGCCGCCGCAGCCAGCGCUGGGGUGGUGAACCCUUUUCAACCCAGAGCGAGGUACGAAGAGUAUUCAGAGGAGCAGAAUCCCUACCAAGCUCAACCCUAUGCCCCUGUCCAGGAGAGGCCGUAUGUGCCUCCCGCCCAACAGCUCCCAUCUCCGGAUGGCUUAGACAGACGGUAUUCCCACAGCCUCUACCACGAUACCGGAACUAGCUUUGACCAAAAUGUCCCGGAUUCCUACGCGUCUACCCAGAAUCAGGGCCAAGGAGUCCCUCUCGCAGACAACUUACAUGUCCACUCUGCAUCGCCUGCCAAUGCUGGUACCGGCUAUGGGAACGAGCCAUGGGUGAGGCAGUAUCCUCCUUUUGGGCAGGUUCCCGAACAGCCCUACAUCCCUGCCCGCAACGUGGAACCCCAGCCUCCUUUCCGGCCCUUAGACCCCCAAGGGGUCCCUCGGCCCGAGCCCUACCUUCCUAUCCGGAAUUCUGAAACUCCCCAAGUGAUUCCAGACAACCAAGGGGUCAACCAAGGCCGCAUGAGUGUGGGCAGCAUCUACAGACCAAAUCAGAAUGGACGCGGUCUCCCUGAUCUCGUACCUGAUCCAAACUAUGUCCAAGCGUCCACUUAUGUUCAGAGGGCACACCUCUACUCACUCCGUUGCGCAGCUGAAGAGAAGUGCCUCGCAAGCACGGCUUACACUGCAGAAGCGACCGAUUACGAUGUCCGCGUGCUACUGCGUUUCCCGCAGCGAGUGAAGAACCAGGGGACGGCAGACUUCCUGCCCAACCGAGCCCGUCAUACUUGGGAAUGGCACAGUUGCCAUCAGCAUUACCACAGUAUGGAUGAGUUCAGCCAUUAUGACUUGCUGGAUGCUACAACAGGGAAGAAGGUGGCUGAAGGCCACAAAGCUAGCUUCUGCCUAGAAGACACCACGUGUGACUUCGGGAACCUCAAGCGCUACGCCUGCACAUCACAUACCCAGGGUCUGAGUCCAGGUUGCUACGACACUUACAAUGCUGACAUAGAUUGCCAGUGGAUUGAUAUCACAGAUGUUCAGCCUGGGAAUUAUAUCCUUAAGGUUCAGGUAAACCCCAAAUAUAUUGUGAUGGAAUCAGACUUCACCAACAACGUGGUAAGGUGCAACAUUCACUACACCGGGCGCUUUGUGGCUACCACAAACUGCAAAAUAUCCCAGUCUUGAUUUCAACUAGGAUGGCAACAGCUCUUCCCACCUUGCUUAAUUGUCCUCUCUCGUCUUCUGCAAAAGCCUCUUGCAAGGUGAAGCCCGCUAGGAGGGAGUGGCCUCAUCACACCUGGAGCCUAUACAGAAAUGGAAAUCAUUCCUCAGCUUCUUCUUCUCUCUCUCUCUCUUUUUUUUUUUUGAGACUAUGUUAAAUGAAAUG